Molecule: messenger RNA, 693 nt
Organism: Arvicola amphibius (Eurasian water vole)
Lineage: Eukaryota; Metazoa; Chordata; Mammalia; Rodentia; Cricetidae
Gene: Bhlha9
Product: basic helix-loop-helix family member a9
Exons: 1
Coding region: 1-693 (230 amino acids)
Biological process (GO): regulation of transcription by RNA polymerase II; developmental process
Molecular function (GO): protein dimerization activity; RNA polymerase II transcription regulatory region sequence-specific DNA binding; DNA-binding transcription factor activity, RNA polymerase II-specific
Source: RefSeq, a predicted model, not a curated record
AUGCUCCGAGGCACGCCAGGACUAGGCCUCAGGGAACUGAAGCGGAGUGAGGGUUCUGUAGAGGACUUGGGGCGCUCUUGCCCCAAGGCUGGCAGGAAUUUUGGAGCGCUGAAUCGCAGCCUGGAUGAGGCAGAGGAGGCGGCAGGCAGAAGGCGCGAGCGGCCCACCCGGUCAAAGGCGCGGCGCAUGGCUGCCAACGUGCGGGAGCGUAAGCGCAUCCUGGAUUACAACGAAGCGUUCAACGCUCUGCGCCGGGCGCUGCAGCACGACCUGGGUGGCAAGCGGCUCUCCAAGAUCGCCACGCUGCGCAGGGCCAUCCACCGAAUCACUGCGCUCUCCCUGGUCCUGCGUGCCAGCCCGGCGCCCCGCUGGCCCUGCAGCCACCUGGAGUGUCAUGGCCAGGCUGCUCACGGCUCAGGCGCGGGGGACUCCGGCGUCAGUGCUCCUCGGUCCGCGCCGCCGCCCGCAGCGCCUGGCCUCGUGCGCAGGGAUGUCACCAACUCUUUAGUGCCGCCUGCACCGCGCUGCGCUUCUUGCUCCCCGCACGCGCACUUGGGGCGGCCCAGGGUGGUGGCUGAAGGGCCCAGUUUGGCCCAGGCCUCCGGGGGAAGCUGGCGACGAUGUCCCGGGGCUCCCCCUGUUGGACCGAUUCCGUGGCGGUGGGGCUCCGGGAUGGGCUACCAGCACUCCUGA